This is a messenger RNA of Malurus melanocephalus (red-backed fairy wren), 9158 nucleotides long. RefSeq names its product inositol 1,4,5-trisphosphate receptor type 2 (gene ITPR2). Gene Ontology annotation, cellular component: membrane; endoplasmic reticulum. The transcript is spliced from 57 exons. Gene Ontology annotation, molecular function: inositol 1,4,5 trisphosphate binding; inositol 1,4,5-trisphosphate-gated calcium channel activity. Gene Ontology annotation, biological process: calcium ion transmembrane transport. The coding region runs from base 187 to 8289 and encodes 2700 amino acids. The record is from RefSeq and is a predicted model, not a curated record. Lineage: Eukaryota; Metazoa; Chordata; Aves; Passeriformes; Maluridae.
CCGCGCUCCGCGCUCCUGUCAGCCCUCACCGCGCCUCGGGGGCCGCGCUCAGCCCCCCGCCCGCCUCAGCCUCCGGCCUCCCCACGGAUCGCUGUCACUUGGCUUGAUUUUAUUUUAAUUUUUUUUCUUAAUUUUUUUUCACCACGAAGGGGAGGAGCGCGAAACCCAGCUGGAAAAUGAGCCAGAAUGUCUGAGAAAAUGUCCAGCUUUCUGUACAUCGGGGAUAUCGUGUCCCUGUACGCGGAGGGCUCCGUCAAUGGGUUCAUCAGCACGCUGGGGUUAGUGGAUGACCGGUGUGUGGUCCAGCCAGAUGCAGGUGACCUUGCUAAUCCUCCAAAGAAGUUCAGAGACUGCCUUUUCAAGGUGUGUCCUAUGAACAGAUAUUCAGCUCAGAAGCAGUACUGGAAAGCCAAGCAAGCCAAACAAGGAAACCAUACCGAAGCUGCACUGCUGAAGAAACUUCAACAUGCGGCAGAACUGGAACAAAAGCAGAAUGAAAGUGAGAACAGAAAGCUGUUGGGCGAAAUUGUAAAAUACAGCAAUGUCAUCCAGCUACUGCACAUAAAAAGUAACAAGUACCUCACAGUCAAUAAAAGAUUGCCAGCUCUGCUAGAGAAGAAUGCUAUGAGGGUGUCUCUGGAUGCUGCAGGGAAUGAGGGCUCCUGGUUUUAUAUCCAACCAUUCUGGAAACUGAGGAGUGAAGGUGACAAUGUUGUGGUGGGAGAUAAAGUUGUUCUCAUGCCAGUCAAUGCAGGACAGCCUCUGCAUGCCAGCAACAUUGAGCUUCUAGACAACCCUGGCUGCAAAGAGGUAAAUGCUGUCAAUUGUAACACAAGCUGGAAAAUAACUUUGUUCAUGAAAUUCAGUAGUUACCGUGAUGAUGUACUGAAAGGAGGAGAUGUUGUGAGGCUUUUUCAUGCAGAGCAAGAAAAGUUUCUGACCUGUGAUGAAUAUGAGAAAAAACAACACAUUUUCCUUCGCACUACAUURCGUCAGUCAGCGACGUCUGCAACAAGUUCUAAAGCACUCUGGGAAAUAGAGGUUGUCCACCAUGACCCUUGCCGGGGAGGGGCUGGACAGUGGAAUAGCUUGUUUAGAUUUAAGCAUUUGGCAACUGGAAACUACUUGGCUGCAGAGCUUAAUCCACAUUACCCAGAAGGUAAUACUGAAGGAAAAGCUUUGCAGAGAGACGGCGACCUUCCUGCUUCAAAGAAGAAACGCCAGGCAGGGGAGAAGAUUAUGUAUACUUUGGUCUCUGUGCCACAUGGAAAUGACAUUGCAUCUCUCUUUGAACUGGAUGCCACCACUCUUCAGAGAGCUGAUUGCCUGGUUCCAAGGAACUCCUACGUCCGACUGCGGCACUUGUGCACCAACACCUGGGUCACCAGCACCAGCAUUCCAAUAGACACUGAGGAAGAGAGGCCUGUCAUGUUGAAGAUUGGGACGUGCCAAACCAAAGAGGACAAGGAGGCUUUUGCCAUUGUGUCGGUUCCUCUGUCUGAGGUCAGAGACUUGGACUUCGCCAAUGACGCCAACAAGGUUUUAGCAUCAACUGUUAAAAAGCUGGAGAAUGGAACAAUAACCCAGAAUGAAAGGAGAUUUGUAACCAAGCUACUGGAAGAUCUCAUUUUCUUUGUUGCUGAUGUGCCCAAUAAUGGGCAAGAAGUUUUGGAUGUGAUCAUUACCAAGCCAAACCGKGAGCGACAAAAAUUAAUGAGGGAACAAAAUAUAUUGGCUCAGAUAUUCGGCAUCCUCAAAGCUCCUUUUAAGGACAAAGGUGAAGGAUCAAUGCUGAGACUUGAAGACCUGGGUGACCAGAGAUAUGCUCCCUACAAAUACAUGUUAAGAUUGUGUUACAGAGUUCUAAGACACUCCCAACAGGACUAUAGGAAGAACCAGGAAUAUAUUGCUAAGAACUUCUGCGUCAUGCAGUCCCAGAUUGGUUAUGAUAUUCUGGCAGAAGACACCAUCACAGCUUUGUUGCACAACAACAGAAAACUGCUAGAGAAACACAUCACAGCUAAAGAAAUAGAGACGUUYGUGAAUUUACUCAGGAGAAAUCGAGAGCCAAGAUUCUUGGAUUAUCUGUCAGACCUGUGUGUAUCUAACACCACAGCAAUACCAGUAACUCAGGAACUCAUCUGCAAGUUUAUGCUGAGCCCAGGGAAUGCUGACAUUCUCAUCCAGACCAAGCUGGUUUCAACCCAAAUGGACAAUCCCUUGGAAUGCCCAGUCAUCUCGGAUGACAUUGAUGAAGAGGAAGUGUGGCUKUACUGGAUUGACAGUAACAAGGAGCCUCAUGGCAAAGCCAUCAGRCAUCUGGCUCAGGAGGCAAAGGAGGGCACAAAGGCUGAUUUAGAAGUUCUUACCUACUACAGGUACCAACUGAACCUCUUUGCAAGAAUGUGCCUGGACCGUCAAUAUCUUGCCAUUAACCAGAUUUCUGCCCAGCUGUCAGUAGACUUGAUCCUCAGGUGUAUGUCUGAUGAAAGCCUCCCCUAUGACCUCCGGGCUUCCUUUUGUCGUCUGAUGCUGCACAUGCAUGUGGACAGAGAUCCUCAGGAGUCUGUGGUGCCUGUCAAAUAUGCUAGAUUGUGGACUGAAAUUCCUACCAAGAUCACAAUUCACGAGUAUGAUUCUUUCACUGACUCUUCGAGGAAUGAAAUGAAGACAAAGUUUGCACUAACAAUGGAAUUUGUAGAAGAGUACUUGAAAGAAGUUGUGAAUCAACCUUUUCCGUUUGGAGACAAAGAGAAAAAUAAACUUACAUUUGAGGUGGUACAUCUGGCUCGAAACCUCAUAUACUUUGGCUUUUAUAGUUUUAGUGAGCUUCUCAGAYUGACCCGGACGCUGCUGGCAAUUCUAGAUAUUGUUCAAGUUCCCAUAUCGUCAUACUUCGAAAGGCUGAGCAAGUUUCAGGAUGGAGGAAACAAUGUUAUGAGGACCAUCCACGGGGUAGGAGAGAUGAUGACCCAAAUGGUGCUGAGCAGAGGGUCUGUGUUUCCCAUCAGUACCCCUGACAUACAGCCAAGCAUUCACCCAAGCAAGCAAGCCAGCACAGCAGACAGUGAAGAUGUGAUCGUAAUGGACACCAAAUUGAAAAUCAUUGAGAUUUUGCAGUUUAUUCUCAGUGUUAGACUGGACUACCGAAUUUCCUACAUGCUGUCUAUCUAUAAGAGAGAGUKUGGGGAAAACACUGAAAAUGUUGAUUGCUCUCCAUCAUCCCCAUCUGACACAUCAGGGACUGCCUCAGCAAUUGUUCCUGACAUAGAUGAAAUUGCAGCUCAGGCUGAAACCAUGUUUGCUGGCAGAAAGGAAAAGAAUGCAGUUCAGCUUGAUGAUGAAGGGGGCAGAACUUUUUUACGGGUCCUCAUUCACCUUAUCAUGCAUGACUACCCCCCAUUGCUCUCAGGAGCUCUGCACCUGCUGUUCAAGCACUUCAGCCAGAGAGCAGAAGUUCUGCAAGCAUUUAAACAGGUUCAGUUGCUGGUGUCCAAUCAAGAUGUGGAUAACUACAAGCAAAUCAAGGCUGAUCUUGAUCAGCUACGUCUGACUGUAGAAAAAUCAGAACUGUGGGUUGAGAAGAACAGCAAUUAUGAGAGUGGAGAGGUGGGCGACAAUCAAACCAAAGGGGGAGAAGAGCCAAUGGAGGAGUCAAACAUUUUGAGCCCAAUACAGGAUGGGACCAAAAAACCCCAGAUAGACAGCAUYAAAAGCAAUAACUACAAUAUUGUUAAAGAGAUUUUGAUUCGACUCAGCAGACUUUGCAUUCAGAAUAAAAAAUGUCGGAAUCAGCAGCAACGUUUACUGAAAAAUAUGGGUGCCCACUUGGUCGUCUUGGACCUUCUGCAGAUUCCCUAUGAAAAGAGUGAUGAAAAGAUGAAUGAAGUUAUGAAUCUAGCCCACACCUUCCUUCAGAAUUUCUGUCGAGGAAAUCCUCAGAAUCAAGUUCUCCUCCACAAAAAUCUCAACUUGUUCUUAACUCCAGGGCUCCUGGAAGCUGAGACCAUGAGGCACAUCUUCAUGAAUAAUUACCUCCUGUGCAACGAGAUCAGCGAGAGGGUGGUGCAGCACUUYGUGCACUGCAUCGAGACCCACGGCCGGCACGUGGAGUACCUGCGAUUCCUGCAGACCAUCGUGAAAGCAGAUGGCAAAUACGUGAAAAAAUGCCAGGACAUGGUAAUGACAGAGCUGAUAAAUGGCGGCGAAGAUGUGUUGAUAUUCUACAAUGACAGAGCAUCAUUCCCAGUCCUGCUCCAGAUGAUGUGUUCGGAGCGAGACCGAGCCGAYGAGAGCGGGCCCUUGGCGUAUCACAUCACCCUGGUGGAGCUGCUGGCAGCCUGCACMGAGGGGAAGAACGUGUACACAGAGAUCAAGUGCAAUUCACUGCUGCCACUGGAUGAUAUYGUGAGGGUAGUGACCCACGAUGACUGCAUUCCUGAGGUGAAAAUUGCCUAUGUUAAUUUUGUUAACCACUGUUAUGUGGACACUGAAGUGGAAAUGAAAGAAAUCUAUGCCAGUAACCAUAUUUGGAAGCUGUUUGAGAACUUCCUUGUUGAUAUGGCAAGGGUUUGUAACACAACCACGGAUCGUAAACAUGCAGACACAUCUCUGGAGAAAUAUGUCACUGAGCCUGUCAUGAACAUUGUGAGUGGCUUCUUCAAUUCACCAUUUUCAGAUAACAGCACCAGCCUCCAGACACACCAGCCUGUUUUUAUUCAGCUGCUGCAGUCUGCUUUUAGAAUUUACAACUGUACCUGGCCAAACCCAACGCAGAAAGCCUCGGUGGAGUCAUGUAUCAAGACUUUGGCUGAAGUGGCAAAGAACCGGGGGAUUGCGAUUCCAGUGGAUUUGGACAGCCAGGUCAACACCUUGUUCAUGAAGAGUCACUCCAACAUGGUGCAGAGGGCAGCCAUGGGCUGGAGRAUGUCAGCCCGCAGUGGACCUCGCUUCAAAGAAGCUCUUGGUGGGCCUGCCUGGGAUUACAGGAAUAUCAUAGAGAAACUACAGGACGUGGUGUCCUCCUUGGAGCAGCAGUUCACCCCCAUGAUGCAAGCUGAAUUCUCAGUGCUGGUUGAUGUGCUGCACAGCCCAGAGCUCCUUUUUCCUGAGGGCAGUGAUGCCAGAAUAAGAUGUGGUGCUUUCAUGUCCAAGUUGAUUAAUCACACAAAGAAGCUAAUGGAGAAAGAAGAAAAGCUCUGCAUUAAAAUUCUUCAGACRUUACGAGAAAUGCUUGACAAGAAAACUAACUUUGCAGAAGAGGGCAACACUUUAAGGAAAAUACUCCUGUAUCGGUAUUUUAAAGGGGAAUAUGGAAGUGGCAUGAAUGGGCCUCUGUCUACCAGCUACAGCAAAACUGCACAAGUGGGAGGUGGAUUUUCAGGACAAGAUGCAGAUAAGUCUGGGGUGACCAUGUUUGAUAUCCAGUGCCUCCUGGACAAAGAAGGGGCUUCAGAACUGGUCAUAGAUGUGAUAGUGAACACCAGAAAUGACAGGAUUUUCUCAGAAGGCAUUCUGCUGGGUAUUGCCUUGCUCGAAGGUGGAAAUACGCAAACACAGUAUUCGACUUACCAGCAACUAAAGGAGCAGAAAAAGUCAGAAAGGUUCUUUAAAGUGCUGUAUGAUCGCAUGAAAGCUGCUCAGCAGGAGAUACGAUCCACAGUGACAGUGAACACUAUUGAUUUGGGGAGCAAAAAGAAAGAGGAUGACAGUGACCUAACCAUAUCUGUUCCCAAAAAGAGAGUUAAGGAUUCAACCCUGCAUCUGAAAGAGGGUAUGAAAGGACAGUUAACAGAAGCAUCUUCUGCAACCUCCAAGGCUUACUCUGUGUACAGAAGAGAAAUGGACCCAGAAAUAGAUCUGAUGGGCUCAGGAGCAGAUGCUGCAAAUGCAGAAGAGAAAUCCCCAGAAGAAACAAUCAUGAGCCCUGCCAUUGCAAUCAUGCAGCCAAUAUUGAGAUUUCUUCAGCUGCUGUGUGAGAACCAYAACCGAGAGCUCCAGAACUUUUUAAGACAUCAAAACAAUAAAACAAAUUACAACCUCGUUUGUGAGACCCUUCAGUUUCUGGACUGCAUCUGUGGCAGCACCACAGGUGGGCUGGGCUUACUGGGGCUUUACAUCAAUGAGAGGAACGUGGCUCUUGUCAACCAGACACUGGAAAGCUUGACAGAAUAUUGCCAGGGCCCGUGCCAUGAAAACCAGACAUGCAUAGCCACCCAUGAGUCUAAUGGGAUUGAUAUUAUAAUUGCUCUCAUCUUGAAUGAUAUAAACCCUCUUGGCAAAUACUGCAUGGACUUGGUGCUUCAGCUCAAGAACAAUGCCUCCAAGCUUUUGCUGGCUAUUAUGGAAAGCAGGCAAGACAGCGAGAAUGCGGAAAGAAUCCUUUUCAACAUGAGACCAAGAGAACUGGUGGAUGUGAUGAAGAAUGCAUACAACCAGGGUCUGGAAUGUGACCACGAGGAGGAGAAUGGAGAUGAUGGCAUCUCCCCAAAAGAUGUUGGCCAUAAUAUCUAUAUUUUGGCACAUCAGUUGGCUUGUCACAAUAAAACAUUGCAACAGAUGCUGAAGCCAGGGUCAGAUCCAGAUGAAGGAGAUGAAGCCUUGAGGUUUUAUGCCAAACAUACGGCACAGAUAGAGAUUGUUCGCCACGAUAGAACAAUGGAAAAAAUUGUCUUUCCUGUCCCCAAUAUUUGCGAAUUCCUCACACGGGAAUCCAAAAGUCGGGUAUUCAACACAACAGAGAGAGAUGAACAAGGGAGCAAAGUCAAUGACUUUUUCCAGCAGACUGAGGAUCUGUACAACGAGAUGAAAUGGCAAAAGAAAAUUAGGAAUAAUCCAGCCYUGUUUUGGUUCUCCAGACACAUCUCUCUCUGGGGGAGCAUUUCCUUCAACCUCGCCGUGUUCAUCAAUUUAGCAGUUGCUCUGUUCUACCCUUUUGGAGAUGAUGGAGAUGAAGGCACGCUCUCACCGUUGUUUUCCGUGCUCCUCUGGAUAGCAGUGGCGUUUUGCACAGCAAUGCUGUUUUUCAUCUCCAAGCCUGUUGGCAUUCGACCCUUUUUGGUGUCUGUUAUUCUCAGGUCUAUAUAUACUAUAGGGCUGGGCCCUACCUUGAUACUCCUUGGUGCUGCUAAUCUCUGUAACAAAAUCGUGUUCCUGGUGAGCUUUGUUGGGAACCGCGGGACUUUCACGCGUGGCUACAGAGCGGUCAUCAUGGACAUGGCUUUUCUCUACCACGUGGCCUAUGUCCUGGUCUGCAUGCUGGGCCUCUGCGUGCACGAAUUCUUCUAUAGCUUCCUGCUGUUUGAUCUGGUGUACAGAGAGGAGACAUUGCUGAAUGUGAUAAAAAGUGUUACCCGGAAUGGCCGUUCAAUUAUCCUCACUGCAGUGCUAGCRCUCAUCCUGGUUUAUCUCUUCUCCAUCAUUGGCUUCCUCUUCCUGAAAGAUGACUUCAUCAUGGAGGUUGACAGGUUGAGAAUCAGGACCCCUGCUGCAGGCGCUGGUGAAGUUCCCACUACAACCCUGACAUCAAUGAUGGGAGCCUGUGCUAAAGAGAACUGUUCCACAAGCAUCCCAGCUCUUAACCCAGGUGAAGAAGAGGAGGAUGGAAUAGAAAGGACCUGUGACACUCUGCUCAUGUGCAUUGUGACCGUAUUAAACCAAGGCCUGCGGAAUGGUGGUGGUGUGGGAGACGUGCUCAGAAAGCCUUCCAAAGAUGAGCCCUUGUUUGCUGCACGCGUUGUUUAUGAUCUUCUGUUUUACUUCAUUGUCAUAAUUAUUGUUCUAAACCUGAUCUUUGGAGUCAUCAUUGAUACAUUUGCUGAUCUCAGGAGUGAAAAGCAGAAAAAGGAGGAGAUACUAAAGACCACCUGUUUCAUCUGUGGACUGGAGAGAGACAAAUUUGAUAACAAGACGGUUUCGUUUGAGGAGCAUAUCAAGGCAGAACACAACAUGUGGCAUUAUUUGUACUUUAUAGUUCUUGUCAAAGUUAAAGAUCCAACUGAAUACACCGGCCCGGAGAGCUACGUGGCGCAAAUGAUUGUGGAGAAGAAYUUGGACUGGUUCCCUCGGAUGAGAGCCAUGUCUCUGGUUAGCAAUGAAGGCGACAGUGAGCAAAAUGAAAUCAGGAACCUGCAAGAGAGGCUGGAGUCGACCAUGAGCCUUGUAAAACAGCUUUCUGGUCAGCUGGCUGAGCUCAAGGAACAGAUGACAGAACAAAGGAAGAAUAAGCAGAGGCUGGGUUUUCUUGGAUCAAACACACCCCAUGUGAAUCAUCACAUGCCACCACCCUGAUACCACGGGGAGAAGCCGUGACUAGCCUUUCAUCAGUAUUCCUGCUUUAUUAUAGAAUAAAAAACUGAGAUUGAGAGGAGUGAACAGUGCCUAUUGUUACAAAGUUAAAAACAACCAAGUGCCAAGAUGUUAAGUGGUUUAGCUCUGGGAACAAUUUGUAGCUGUUUUUCAUGGUUGAGAGGGACCACAACCUAGAAUGUGAGCGAUAAAGGCAKCUCGUUUGUAUUCCCUCCCUGGCCCGGCUCUGCAGCUCGGCGGCUCCAGGGGUGGCUGGGACAGACKGGGACAGUGUGGCCGUGUCCUGGGAGCUGCCUUCUGCCCGGAGCGAGCUGAGCAGAAGAAGGAGAGGUGUUUGUUACGGCAAACACGACAGCCUGGCUCGGGAUCAAUAGGUCGUCUCUGGCUCACUUGCCAAAUAGCAACAUUAGUCAUAUUUGCUUGGCAUUUACUAUUUUUUAAUUACCGUAAAUAUGUCAGUCGGGUAAGCAAUAAUGUUGCUUCAAGUAACUUCUACUUGGAGGGAAAGGGGAGAAACCUCAAAAGACUGGGGUGGGGGGAAAUAAAGGAAAAAAUAGAAAAAAAAAUUGCAAAGAGAAACAUUAACGCUUUUGAAUUUAAGCUGUCACCAUGCAAUUUCUUAUUUAUAACGUGGAGCACAAUGGAUCUACAUCUGUGGGAAUGUUAUGCACAUAACACUGACAACAUAACUGGAAGUGAUUUCUUUCCCCUGGCUUCAGAUGUUCUCGAUUAAUGUGGCCRUGAGGUUUCACAUACUGAGAAGUUAAACUUUUUAACUUAAAUUCAAGUUCCAGUGGAGGAUUCAGGAAAAAAAAAAUAUAUCUGUAGUUUGAAGCGUGUAUGGGAUUUUA